Molecule: messenger RNA, 1316 nt
Organism: Dioscorea cayenensis subsp. rotundata (Guinea yam)
Lineage: Eukaryota; Viridiplantae; Streptophyta; Magnoliopsida; Dioscoreales; Dioscoreaceae
Exons: 6
Coding region: 45-605 (186 amino acids)
Source: RefSeq, a predicted model, not a curated record
AACAAAAUAGCGUUCUCUGUCGAGUGAGAGGACGAGAAGAGGAGAUGGAGAGAACGCUCUCAGUGAAGGGUUCUGUAUUCUCUCAUCUACCUUCAACCAUGGGCACGCCUUGUGUGGGAGAAAUCACAAUUCCGCGGAGCUUUGCUCCUCUAGGUUCUCGAGGAAGACGAGGGCUGAGCUUUAGAACAAGAAGGUUGCGCUUCAACUGCCGGGCGAGCUCCAGAAUGGAAGAAGAUUGGAUCUCAUCGCCUACAGCUUCCCCUUACCAGAUCCUUGGGAUCGAUCCAAUGUCCUGCUCCCCUUCUCAGCUCAAGGCUGCCUUCCGAGCCAGGGUCAAGGAAUAUCACCCGGAUGUUUGUAAAGAUAUGAGAGACUCAGAUAUGAUAAUCAAGCGUGUAAUUCAUGCGUACGAGGUUUUGUUGAAACACUACCAACAUGAGAGCCCUGACAGGACUUGCUUAGACCCCUUUGAAGACCCUGAAUGUGAGGCUUCUGAUCUCUUUGUCAAUGAAGUUCUCUGUGUUGGCAAAGGUUACAAAACAAAUGUGAUUCCAUACGGAGUAUUUGAUAUGUGUGUGCUGGUUACCCAUUUAGAAUAUCAUUGAAUGGACGGGCCAAUUGAUGGAGGGUUCCUCAUUAUCAGAUAUUUCAUAAGUUUAUUGUGGAAAAAUGAGUAUGAUAACAACGGCAAUGUUUUGAACUUCUCGACCGUGUUCAUUUAUUCAUGGACAAAUUGCAUCCAUGUUGCAUAUGUGGAUGAAUUUGGUUGACAUGAGUGAUUGAACAAUCAUGGCUGAAGUUAAGUUGUCAUUGAGAAUGUACUACAGCAAAAUCACAUGUGUUCUACUUAUGGAACGGGAGUACAAGGUCACAUGUAUGUUAUUCAUGGAAUCACUGACUACAGAGAAUUAAAUGACCUAGACGGUGCCUGUAGUUGUAGCAACCCCUAACUAAAGGUGGAUUCCCUAGGGCAUCUAGGGUCAUUACUAACUAUAAUAGCAUACUAGCGAAAUACCAACAUGAGCAAAGUAUUCCAUGUUGAGAUAAAAGAAGAGGAAUAGUGUACUUGCCAAACAAUAAUCAUUCCACUUUAUAAUCAUCUUUUAAAUAACCUCAUAAAAGAAAAGGCAUCUGAAAUAACUCAAUUCCAAAUGUAAAGGUUGAAAUUUAGCCACUAGUUACAUUUAGACAUAUCAAGAAGAAAUAUGGCCCUCUCUGCACACCCCUCCAUCAUCACUAUCCAAAGGUGCAUCGCAUAACUUUUCAAAUAAAGGUUUAGAAAUGUAUCAUAUCGCAUGCACCAUGCAUAAACUACU